UCCUAACCCAGAUCUUCAACAAUCAUGUCUUCCUCAUCUUUUACUUUGAGGCCAAUUUCUUCCAUUUCUAUAAAACCUUAUAACCCAAAAUCAUCACUACUAAACACUUCAUCCAAAUCAUCUCUUUCACUCACAACAACAACAUUCAACCUAAACAAGUCUUUCAUUUGCAAAAGCCAAGCUCAACCUUUGUCUGAAACAAAACAAACCCAAGCUGAACCAUCUCAAACAGUAAAAGUUCAAGAACUUUGUGUUUAUGAGAUAAAUGAAAGAGAUCGUGGAAGCCCUGCUUAUCUUCCGUUUAGUAAAAAAGAUGUCAAUUCACUUGGUGACUUAGUUCCCUUUAGCAACAAGUUGUACUCAGGAUGUUUACAAAAGCGCGUUGGAAUAACAGCUGGAAUCUGUAUUUUGAUUCAAAACAAACCUGAAAAAAAAGGGGACAUGUAUGAAGCAAUAUUCAGUUUUCAUUUUGGAGAUUAUGGUCAUAUUUCUGUGCAAGGCUCUUAUUUAACUUAUGAGAAUAGUUACAUGGCUGUGACUGGUGGAACUGGAAUAUUUGAAGGUGUGUUUGGUCAAGUCAAAGUGAAUCAAAUUGUGUUUCCAUUUAAGCUGUUUUACACCUUUUAUCUUAAAGGCAUUAAGGAUUUGCCUCUUGAGCUUGUUGCUAAGCAUGUUGAGCCUAGUCCAAGUGUUGAGCCUAGUCCAGCUGCUAAAGCCUGUGAGCCUCAUGCUGUUAUUGCUGGUUUCACCAACUAGUUAAAGAUAGAUUGAUGACUUUUGUAUCCUCAAAAUGAGUUUCAACGUACACAUUCAAUUUUUGUGUGUUUUGUUUAUUGAGUUGUUUUGGAAUUUCACUUCAUUCAACUACAAAAUAAAAUAAAUAAACUUCCAUAUAAA
Molecule: messenger RNA, 897 nt
Organism: Vicia villosa (hairy vetch)
Lineage: Eukaryota; Viridiplantae; Streptophyta; Magnoliopsida; Fabales; Fabaceae
Product: allene oxide cyclase, chloroplastic-like
Exons: 3
Coding region: 25-756 (243 amino acids)
Biological process (GO): jasmonic acid biosynthetic process
Molecular function (GO): allene-oxide cyclase activity
Source: RefSeq, a predicted model, not a curated record